GCAGGCGCUCAUCGAAAAACCCUUCACACUUUUUUUUGGCUUUCUUGCUUCCUGGAUUUUAGCCUUUUCUGCACCUUCCAAGUUCCAUGGAUUGGAGGCAGAAGCUUGUGCUCACAGCUUUUGUCAUUGCUGUAGCAGCCAUAGAUUGGGCAGAGGCAGAGACCAUGGUCACUGGCACCGUCUUCUGUGAUCAAUGCAAGGAUGGUCAAAUAUCCCUCUUUGAUUAUCCUCUUAAUGGAAUUAAGGUCUUGAUUAGCUGUGCUGAUAGUAGUGGGCAAAUCUCAAUGUCAAGAGAAGAAACCACAAAUUUGUUUGGGAACUAUGUCAUGAGGUUUGAUGGCACACCAGACUUGAGCAACUGCAAUGCCCAGGUUUCAGGCACCGGACAAGGGUCUAGCAGGUGCAGCGCGGCAGGCGGCCCUGCGCAAAAACUCAGACUGAUGUUUAGAAUGUUUGAUAUAGAGAUGUAUGCUGUGGAUUCUUUGCUUUCUGAGCCUGCUGAGCCUAUGUCAUUCUGCCCAAAGUCAAGGAAUCCUGUGCCUGCACCAGCAAGACCCACCAGACCUGCUGCCCCGAUAGCACCGAGAGGAUCUCCUCCGUCCUUCAGGUUUCCACCAUUGCCACCAUUGCCACCUUUGCCACCCUUGCCCUCAUUGCCCCCAUUGCCUCCAUUCCCGCCGGUACCAUUCCUGCAAGAAGAAUCAGCGUGUCCACAUCAGAACUGGACAAUGCCACAGUACAGAUGCUACUGGAGAGCCCUGAAUCCAGACUCAAAGGUUGCAGUUGUUUUUGGUCCCAUAGCAGCCGCAAGAUAUGGCAACGAUAUGACUCUGUGGGGAAGUCUACAAGGGAGAGGAGACCCCUACAAAACCCUCCUUAGGGAAGCCACAACUUCACUUCUCAACUCCUACAAUAGUCUUGAAUUCCCUUACCAUACAAUUGGAGUCAUCACACACACGAAUUUAGCAUUGAGAGGCUCCACUCGCAACGUCCUUGUUACUGCAUUGAGGUUCAUGAGGGCUAAUUCUGGGUUUGGCAGAGUCCCCUGCAAAUUAACCCCAUGCAAAUGAUCUCCUCAUGCCAAUCCUAGAUUAAUUAUAAUUUAUUAUCUAUUGCUACUAUAAUUACCAAAAAGAAAGAUUGUUUUCUAUGAAUCUAUGUAUUUUAUGAUAUUUUGUAUUAUCUCUUCUUAUGUUUUAUGUUCGAAGUAGGCCAGCGUAGGUUUGCCGAACAAAAUUUUCACUAAUAAUAUUGUUAAUCAUAAGAGGGUCAUGAUUCGGAGAUAGUGAUGUUUUUCUCUUGACCUUUUUCAAAAUAAACUGCUUGAGCUGUU
Molecule: messenger RNA, 1333 nt
Organism: Rubroshorea leprosula
Lineage: Eukaryota; Viridiplantae; Streptophyta; Magnoliopsida; Malvales; Dipterocarpaceae
Source: the annotation of a GenBank genome assembly